GUGGGCUGAUUGGAUGCUAAAGCGAGGUUCAUCUCGAAAGCCCUCCAAUUCACCAUGAGAUACGAAAUCUUUUUGAGCUUUUUGACUACUGUGACAUGGUGCACUGGAUACGUCGUUGCACAGGCUGGGUCGUACCAGCAAUGUGGAGGUAUCGGAUGGUCUGGUGCGACAGCUUGCGCUGACGGAUGGAGUUGUCAAGCCUUGAACUCCUACUAUUCCCAAUGCCUCCCGGCUGCCUCGACAUCAGCAUCUAGCUCAUCCUCGGCCACUGCGACUUCAUCCCAACCGGCUACAUCGACUUCAUCGACUGCACCUUCUCAGACCAGCUCGCCACCCGCCAAUAUCUCGCCGGAGUGGAAGGCCGCAUAUGUGAAGGCCGAAGCUGCUGUUGCGAAGUUGAACUUGACGGACAAAGUGGGCCUAGCUACUGGAAUCGGAUGGGAGGUGGGCAAUUGUGUUGGGAAUACGCUCCCGAUAGAGUCCAUUGGCUUUCCGGGGCUUUGUCUUGAAGACAGCCCAGUGGGUGUGCGUUACGCAGAUCUCGUCUCUGCCUUCCCACCUGGGAUCAAUGUGGCUGCAACAUUCAACCGCACUUUGAUGAGGCAGCGAGGGGCUGCCAUGGGUGCUGAGUUCCGUGGAAAAGGUGUCCAUGUCGCUCUUGGUCCAAUGAUGAACCUCAUGCGUACGCCCGAAGGCGGUCGUGGAUGGGAAGGAUUUGGUGGUGAUCCUUAUUUAUCCGGUGAAGGAGCAUACGAGACCACGAUGGGCAUCCAGUCAAAUGGCGUACAGGCCUCUGCGAAGCAUUACAUCAACAAUGAGCAGGAACACUCAAGGACCACGGAGACUUCGAAUGUAGACGAUAGGUAUCAACACGAGCUUUACUUGCAUCAGUUCCUUCGCAGCGUCCAGGCCAAUGUGGCGUCCGUGAUGUGCAGUUACAACCAAAUUAACGGCAGUUUUUCGUGUGAGAACGAUAAAACACUGAACGGUCUUCUCAAGUCGGAGCUAGGAUUCCAAGGAUAUGUAACUUCUGAUUGGUGGGCCACACACUCGACGACUGCGCCAAACCAUGGUCUAGAUAUGACCAUGCCUGGGGAUAUUAGCGCCAACUCUGGAACUACUUACUUUGGUCAGGCCCUCAUUGAUGCAGUCAACAACGGCUCAGUCGCUCAGUCUCGCAUCGACGACAUGGCAACUCGGAUUCUUGCAGCUUGGUAUCUGAUGGGCCAGGACUCCGACUUCCCUGCGGUCAAUUUCGACGCUUGGGAUAUCAAUGCAGCGGUCAACACGCAUGUCAAUGUCCAAGCUGACCACGGCAGCUUGAUUCGUACCAUUGAUGCCGCCUCGACGGUGCUCCUCAAGAACACGAACAAUGUACUACCACUCAAGGCUCCUGAGACCAUCGCUAUCAUUGGCAACGACGCUGGACCUGACUCGUUAGGAGCCAAUGGUUACACUGACCGUGGCGGAGAUGAUGGUGUCCUCGGAAUGGGCUGGGGCAGCGGAACGGAUGACUAUCCUUACCUUAUCACACCCAUUGACGCUAUCACGAAUCGCUCCAAAGCAGAUGGGACCGUCGUUUCCUCGUCUUUGAGCGAUACUGACCUGGAUACCGCUGCUACGGUGGCUUCUGGAAAGAGUGUGGCCCUUGUGUUUAUCAAUUCAGACUCCGGCGAAGGGUAUAUCACUGUCGAAGGCAACGAAGGAGAUCGCAAUGACCUACUAGCAUGGCACAGUGGAGACGCGCUUGUGCAAAAGGUGGCCAGCGUGAAUAAUAACACGAUCGUUGUAGUUAACGCUGUCGGUGCCAUUAUCGUCGAAGCGUGGAUAGAUCACCCUAACGUGACAGGCCUUGUAUGGAGCGGCCUUCCAGGCCAAGAAGCCGGCAACGGACUCCUCGAUGUUCUCUAUGGCGAUUAUAAUCCAAGCGCUCGGCUCCCCUAUACCAUCGCGAAGAAUACUACGGAUUAUUCGGCCUCUGUUAUCUACGUUGACACGACCGGCACGGACAUCCUCCAGAUUCCCUACACUGAGGGUCUCUUUAUCGACUAUCGACACUUCGAUGCCGCUGGUAUUGAACCCAGGUUCGAGUUCGGCUUCGGCUUGUCGUACACUACCUUCGACUACAAAGACUUGAAGGUCUCUGGCUCUGUUGGAUCGGGCACCCCUCCUUCGGGGCCUGGGUCAUCUCUCGACCCCUGGCUUCACGAGCCGGUCAUCGCAGUCAGCUUCACACUCUCCAACAACGGGACUGUCGCAGGACAUGAGACCCCUCAGUUGUACACGUCUCCCCCAGCAUCGGCCAAGUCGGCGCCUUUCAACCUCAAGGGCUUCGACAACGUCUUCCUCAGCCCAGGGCAGUCUGAGACGGUAUCAUUCAACCUGUCUCGCUACGACCUGUCGACCUGGAGCACUGUCACCCAGCGCUGGGAGAUCCCUCAAGGGACGACGGGCGUUUCUGUGGGUGCGAGCAGUCGCGACAGGAGGUUGACCGGUUCCAUCGAGAAUUAGAUGAUGACAGCUGGGGUUUCAAAAAGAGUACCGGCGGGAGGCUGGUACGCAAGCAAAUAUAGAGCUUCUCUUCUUUUCAGGGUUGUGUCAAUGGAUGUAUGUGUUUUCCUCUUCUGCGCAGUAGAUUCACGUGCAUGUCUUUGUGGUGAAUCUCUUGGAAUGCCGCUAGUCGGUUGCAAUAGCGGAGCCUCUCUCUGUACAUUGAGAAAGUUGUUGAUGAUAUGCGUCAGGCAUGGCUCGAUGGGCCGCUUCGAGACUUCCCUUUUCGACGAUAUGGGCUUGCCAUCACGCCGCUUGUGCUCACGGACCAGUCCACGGUGCACGAUAAUUAUUGGGUGCAACCCUCGAAUAAUCUCACAUGUCU
Molecule: messenger RNA, 2875 nt
Organism: Stereum hirsutum FP-91666 SS1
Lineage: Eukaryota; Fungi; Basidiomycota; Agaricomycetes; Russulales; Stereaceae
Product: glycoside hydrolase family 3 protein
Exons: 33
Coding region: 55-2511 (818 amino acids)
Biological process (GO): glucan catabolic process
Cellular component (GO): extracellular region
Molecular function (GO): cellulose binding; beta-glucosidase activity
Source: RefSeq, a predicted model, not a curated record